AUGUCACGCUACCCUAAAACCAUCAAGAAAUCACGACUUGUCUUCUCGGACGAUGCGUCGCACGACGGAGGCCGCCUGCUCGGCGUGUUCGGCGGGGCGGUGCAGCCGCUGCUGCGGGCCGAGGGCGACGCCAUCGUGCACUCCUGCCGGCUGCUGCACGCCGUGAGCGCGAUGACGGGACACGGGAGGCACGCGGAGGAGGGCGAGGCUGUGCCGGUCGCGGGUGGCUUCGAGGCGCCCAUCUUUGGCGCGCGCGUCGUUGGCCAGGUCACCACGCUGGCGCUCGAGGGCGAGGCCGGCCCUCUGGCAUCGCUCCUGCGUGCCGUCGCAAGCGAUCGCGCGGGCGGCUGGUACGUCUCGACUAAGGAGGGCUCGCUGCUGCACGUGUCGGCGGCCGGGCGCAUCCGCACCGUCGCGACCUGCGAGGAUUGCCGCGAUAUUGCGCUCAGCCCCGACGGUAGCGCGCUGUUUGUGGCGGACUGCGACAACCACAAGAUCCGACGGGUGGAGGUGGCGACUGGCACUGUGUCUACGCUCGCGGGCAGCGGCGGAGAAGGCGACGCGGAUGGCAUGGCCGACGCAGCGCAGUUUCAGGACCUAUACGGCGUCACCAGCCCCGACGGCAGCGUGCUAUUUGUGGCGGAUUUCUGCAAGAUCCGGCGGGUAGAGGUGGCGACUGGCGCUGUGACUGCGCUCGCGGGCAGCGGCGAAGGAGGCGACGCGGAUGGCGUGGGCGACGCGGCGCAGUUCAACGACAUAUUCGGCGUCACCAUCAGCCCGGACGGCAGCGCGCUGUUUGUGGCGGACUUCGGCAACCGCAAGAUCCGGCGCGUGGAGGUGGCGACGGGCGCAGUGACGACUGUCGCGGGCAGCGGCGCCCAAGGCAGCGCCGAUGGUGUGGGCGGCGCAGCGCAGUUCUCGCGCCCAGCCACUGUCGCCGUCAGCCCGGACGGCAGCGCGCUGUUUGUGGCGGACUACAGCAACCGCAAGAUCCGGCGCGUGGAGGUGGCGACGGGCGUGGUGACUACGCUCGCGGGCAGCGGCGCUGGGGGCAGCUCUGAUGGCGUGGGCCGUGAAGCUCAGUUCGACAACCCAGUCUGCGUGGCUGCGCCUCCUCCGCCUCCCUCCUUUGCGCCGCUCGUGGUGGCGCCCUCGACCUUCUUUGCCGACAUGAAGAAGAUGCGGGGCGACCCCGCCCUCCCCACCGGCCUGGUCACCUUCCUCCUCGGCGACGACGAGGAGCGCAUCGAGCACGUGAGCAAGAACCUGCUCUGCGUGCGGUCCGAGACCGAGUACUAUGGGAAGAUGUUUGGCAUCGGCAUGAAGGAGCGCGACGCCGCCGAGAUCACGGUGCCCAAGACGGACCUCGCCAGCUUCACCGCCUUCAUCGACUACCUCUGCACCGACCAGCUCGACCUCGGCGAGGGGGAGGGCGAGCAGGCGCGGCGCGCGCUCGUGCUGCGGGAGCUGGCGCAGAUGUACCAGGUGCCGCGCCUCGAGCGGCUCUGCUCGGCGACGCGCUCGACCAGGUCCGAGUGCUAUGGGAAGAUGUUUGGCAUCGGCAUGCAUUGGGUGUGGCGGCGCGGACCACCCGAAGUGCUCGCUACAAGCUACAACCACAGGUAA
Messenger RNA from Emiliania huxleyi CCMP1516, 1626 nucleotides. RefSeq lists its product as hypothetical. Lineage: Eukaryota; Haptophyta; Isochrysidales; Noelaerhabdaceae. The coding region runs from base 1 to 1626 and encodes 541 amino acids. The record is from RefSeq and is a predicted model, not a curated record. Gene Ontology annotation, molecular function: protein binding. The transcript is spliced from 5 exons.